AUGCGGGCUCCGAAGAUACCCGCUACCUUGCUACUGUUGCUCUUCGCAAUAGAAGCUCUAGAUGCCAACAGGAGAAAACAGAAAGAGAAAAUAAUACCAGCAACCAUCAAUAUAUGCGACAUUAGUGACAGAGACUCCAAAGUCCACUGCUACUGUGAGUUCAGCCAAGAGAUCAACGAAGCAGUGAAGACAGAAUGCUGGGUGUUCAACGGAGGAAUAGAACGGACAGACCCACUAUGGACAAGCUUCACUUCACAGUCCAACAUAGAAACCUUAGCUUUCAACGUCAGAGCAGAUGGCGGUCUAGACUUUGUACCCUCCAAAGUUCUAAGAUACUUGAGAAAAGUCAAACAGUUCAGCAUAAAAUACAGCUCAAUCCACAAAAUAGAAAGCUACACAUUUGUAAACGUGACGUCAGUACAAGAAAUGACGCUCACUAAAAAUCAGAUAGUUUAUCUUGGCAAACAUUCAUUCUACAACUUGCCAAAUUUAACUGUACUCACUUUAGAUGAGAACAGAAUAAUUGAUCUAGAGAGCGAGGUGUUUUACCAACUACCAGCACUCCAGAAAUUGUAUCUUACUAGUAAUAAUAUUACCGUCAUUCACGAUGGAGCGUUCAAACAUCUUGUCAACCUAAUUGACUUAGAACUCGAUAGAAAUAAUAUAAGCGAUCUGAAGAAGGAGUGCUUUUACGGUCUCGCAAAUCUAAAGCGUUUAGAUUUAAGAAGAAACAAAUUAUCCAAACUUAAUUCGUUUACAUUUACUGAACUGUGGAAUCUCCAGACAUUGUUAUUAGACUAUAAUGAAAUUUAUGUUCUGGCUCAAAGGACGUUUGAUGGAUUAUCGCAAUUAAGGAAGUUGAGUUUAAGUCAUAACAAACUUGUAACUCUGGCCAGCAGUCUAUUCGAAGGGGUUAGGGGACUGGCUGCUCUAGACCUAAGACAUAAUAAAUUAAAGAGGUUCACGUUUGAAAACCUCCACCCCAUCUAUGACAACAUGAAGAACCAAAACAGCUACAUCUACUUAGAAGGGAACGAAUUCCCAUGCGACUGUCAUCUCGCAUGGAUGCAUAAGCUUCGUCACGAGGCCAAAAGCGUCAAAGUGCGAACGUCUCUCGAAAAUUUCAUUUGCAAAUUCAACGCGGAGCCUUCGUUAAAUUCACACUUUACUUAUUUCGAAAGGAGCGUUAUCGGAUCAAACAAUUUGUACGAUAGCGAUGACAAAAGUCAAAUAAGAGAUUAUUCGGAUAAUCCGGAUGAUUUUUUCCAAGACGAAACAGACGACGCUUACGUUGAUGAACCGAAAACGGUUAAGGGCGAAAACGAGAGGACAUUACUGCAGAUCCCGGUGGAGUCGCUGCCUUGCCCUCAGGACGUCAAGAGUGUGACGGACAGGACGUACACCUACCCGUCGCAGAACGAGGCGAAGGAUUAUAGAAACUUAAUCCAAUCUUCAAAGACGAUGUCGAUCGAGGCGAGCAUUAAAUCUCUUCUGUCAGCGUUUAUCAUUUUAAUAUGGACCACGCUACUGUAAAUAGUGAACGCAAAAGCACUUAUUUACUUUAUACCCAUUAACAGUAAUAUGAAAGUCAUGUUUUUGCUUUGUAUUCGAUUAUAAUAUGAGCAUGUAUGUUAAUGCAUGUACGUUGGAAUGUAAAUAAAUAUCCUCAACGAUAAUAAGCAUAAUUAUGUGAAAUAUCUUUUGCUUUUUCUUUUUAAAAGACCUUAUGAAAUUGUAAAUAGUAAUUUAAUUCAAUGUAAAAAAUGUGAUAUAAAGUAUAAGUAUAAUUAUGAUAGACAUUGUCUUGGAAUAAUAAAUUUUAUCGUAGGAUACUUUUCUAAAAGAAAACUUGAAUUUUUCUCGUCAUGGAAUUUCAUUUAUAUUGUU
Molecule: messenger RNA, 1887 nt
Organism: Helicoverpa zea (corn earworm)
Lineage: Eukaryota; Metazoa; Arthropoda; Insecta; Lepidoptera; Noctuidae
Product: connectin-like
Exons: 2
Coding region: 1-1533 (510 amino acids)
Cellular component (GO): plasma membrane
Molecular function (GO): protein binding
Source: RefSeq, a predicted model, not a curated record